UGUUGCCGCUACUCUUUGUUCAUCACAAAAUUCACAAAUUCGUAAAGAAGGUGACUAUCUUAAUAAAUUACGUCUUAAUUCAGAAGAAUUCAACAUAAUAAAACUUUUGGCACCAUUUGAAGAAAUAACUCGAAAAGCUUCUGGUGCAAAAUAUCCUAUGAUUAAUUUAAUAUAUCCUUAUAUGUACUUAUUAAAGCGAAGGUUUGCUCCAACCGGUGGUAAUACAAUAGAUAGCUAUAUGGACUUAAUAUACGGUCCAAUUUCAUCUGAAGAUACUGAUGAAACUAAUGAUAUUGACAGCAACACAGAUAGUAGUGCUGAGGAUUCAGCAUCUACUUCUGGUACUUAUCAACGUUCAAAAAAAACCUAUAGUAAAAUUCGUAAAAAUAAUAAUAAAGCUAAGCAUAAUAGUUGUAAGCGUAAGCGUGAAUAUAGACGUGGGCGUGGACGUGGACGUGGACGUAAACAGGAACCUAGACGGGAAUAUGAUCAUAAUUAUAGUUACGAUAGUCAACAGGAAAGUGAAUAUAAUCAAGAUUUUACCGGUUUGGUAGAAAAAUUUCAAGCUGCAAUUUACCUUUCUCUUGAUGAAUUAUGGAAUGUUCCAGAUGAAAUAGCACUUUUAGCUACAAUUUUGGAUCCUCGUCUUAAAGGUCUUCGAUUUGUUAAUCAAAAUGAACGUAUUAAUAUUCAAGAAAAACUUCGAGUUAAAUAUGAAGAACUAAGUUAUAACUUACGU
Messenger RNA from Racocetra persica, 739 nucleotides. Lineage: Eukaryota; Fungi; Glomeromycota; Glomeromycetes; Diversisporales; Gigasporaceae. The record is from the annotation of a GenBank genome assembly.